Molecule: messenger RNA, 1905 nt
Organism: Priapulus caudatus
Lineage: Eukaryota; Metazoa; Priapulida; Priapulimorpha; Priapulimorphida; Priapulidae
Product: lysosomal protective protein-like
Exons: 12
Coding region: 125-1549 (474 amino acids)
Biological process (GO): proteolysis
Molecular function (GO): serine-type carboxypeptidase activity
Source: RefSeq, a predicted model, not a curated record
ACCGGGCGCUAGAUGGCGUUAGUAUUUUUUUUAUUGAGACGUUCUACCAGAGGUUCUACUCCGUUGCCUAAAAGAUAAAAGAUAAAAAAGGAAUGAUAUAUGCUGCAUCAUCUACUCUGUGAUAAUGAAGUGCUGCCACCAGGUAGUUGCCCAGGUAGCUUGCCUUGUUUUAGGCUGUGUCAUGUUAACGGCUACAGCCACGAAAGAAAAUCCAGAUGAAGUGACUCGAUUACCCGGUCUUCCAUAUAAGCUGAAUUUCAGACAUUAUUCUGGAUAUUUAAAAGCGUCUGGAACAAAGAGAUUACACUAUUGGUUUGUCGAGUCGCAGGACAAUCCUCAGCACGACCCCCUGCUGCUGUGGAUGAACGGUGGCCCUGGCUGCAGCUCACUCGACGGCUUUCUGUCUGAGCUAGGUCCGUUCUACGUCAGAGACAAUGGCCGUGACCUCUAUCUGAACACGUACAGUUGGAACACGAUUGCCAAUGUCCUGUUUUUGGAAGCACCAGCAGGAGUAGGCUUCUCAUAUUCUGAGGAUGGAAGAUACGGCACUGACGAUGACACUGUCUCUAUGGAUAAUUAUCUUGCCCUACAAGAUUUCUUCAGCAAGUAUCCACAAUUUCUCGCCAAUGAUUUCUACGUAACGGGCGAGAGUUAUGGCGGUAUCUACGUACCAACGCUAUCUCUGCGAGUUCUCAAUGGCACCACACCCAUCCGGUUAAAGGGGUUUGCUGUAGGAAAUGGUUUGACCAGCUACGCUGAACUACAGAAUUCAAUCGUGUUCUUUGCCUAUUACCAUGGCCUUUUUGGAGAAACAUUGUGGCAUGACUUGCUGGCGAAUUGUUGCAAGGGUCCUGGUGCAAAUGAAUGUGAUUUUCAAUCAAGUAAUCCAGAUUGUACCAACAAUGUAGGUAUGGUGGAGGUGAUAGUGACCAUGAUCGGCCUCAAUGUCUACUCGCUGUACCAAGAUUGUGCGACCGGUGCGUCCGCUCAGUCUCUGCGCUACCAGUUCGACAUGCAGCAUGUGUUUCCAGCUCUCAGGAACAAAUCACAGGCUGAUAAUGAGGCAAUACGGAUCAUCAAGAACAUGUCUGAUGAUGGGCUGAGCAUGAACCCUCCCUGCAUCGAUGCUUCUGCUGUCACAACGUGGCUGAACAGGUCGGACGUACGCGAGGCAUUACACAUUCCAGCGUCGGUGCAGCCGUGGGAACUUUGCAGUCAGGAAGUCGGCUCUCAGUACAAGACGCUGUACAAGUCGAUGAUGAAGCAGUACCAGCAGCUGUUGCCCCAUGUACGAGCUCUGGUGUACAACGGUGAUACUGACAUGGCGUGCAACUUCCUUGGUGACGAGUGGUUUGUGGAGUCGCUGAAACGCAAGGUCACCUCUGCAAGACAGCCGUGGAAAUUCAACCACCAGGUUGCAGGUUUCGUGAAACAGUUUGAGAAUAUCGACUUUGUCACUAUCAAGGGGGCUGGUCACAUGGUGCCACAGUUCAAACCAGGUCAAGCACUCAAGAUGAUCAAAAGUUGGCUGAAUCAGGAACCAUACUAAGGAAGUCUUAUUGUUUCAGAAAGCACCACAUUCAAAUGUAUGUUAUUCAUUUAGUGAGCUUCCAUUGAUUAUAAGGAAGCUAAUUUAGCUGUACUAAUUUGGAGGCUAUUUUAUGGGUGGAAGCUCAUUGUAUAAUAAAAAUUUAAAAUUUUUAGAAUAGCUAAUAUAAUAGUGCUAAUGGUCUUAUAGGUAAAAGUCUUAUACCAAAAAUCUAAAGCUUGACAAGAGCAUGGGUUUGUAAAAUUUUAAAAUUCCUGGUAUUAUUUGUGCACCUAUGCAUACACAUGUGUAUAAUAUAGGUAUAUAUAUAUAUAUAUCAGAAGUAGAUAAUAGGGAAGGAGUGUGACUUCAAUAAA